UCCGCCAAUAUGCCUCGCGUGCGGUGGAUGGUGUCAGUGCCGGCGUCGUGCGUUAUCCUUGCGCUUUUAAACGCGCUUUUUGGAAUUGAUAUUGUCAAUGCAGAUUGUUGGUACGAAAAUGAAAAGCACGAAGAGGGUGUCGAAGUGCGGACGACGGAGCCGUGUUUGAACUGCACGUGCAACCGUGGGGCCUUGCUCUGCUACUUGAGGGUAUGUCCGAGACUUCCGAAUCCUCCGCCACCUGGCUGCAUCCUGCUACAUCGCUUCAAAUCCUGCUGCCCGGAAUUGAUAUGCUCAGAUGUUCCUUCUGGAAACGGCAUCGAAGGCCGCAUGGAACCGGACGACAUGGAUUUGGAUCAAGGCAAAAUCAAUAUGGAAGAUGCUUGCAUGGUGAACGGCAGUAUUUACGGUCCUGGUUCUGCAAUGGAUUCCUCCACGGAAUGCGAGUAUUGCUAUUGUCUGGGUGGUCAACAAAGGUGCGUGAAGCCAAGGUGUUUACUACCAGUGGAUGGAUGCGUCCCGGCAUACGAAUCGAACGAUUGUUGCCCAGUUCAUUACAACUGUACGAAAAGCCUAUUCACCACAACCACGACUACUAUAUCACCCGAAGAAUACGAGACUAAAAGUGGUUGCAUUGUUGAUGGUAACUUCUACCAAGAAGGAGCUAAAGUCUUUGGUAUAGGUUAUUCCAUCUGCCAUAACUGUUACUGCUUAAGAGGCUUCGUCCGUUGCGAACCUCUCUCUUGCGCUCCGCCACUCUUGGGUUGCACUCCGGUCAUCAAGAAGGGCGAAUGUUGCGCGGCCAGUUACAACUGCAGUGGGACGAUCGAAACACAGCCUGAACCUAAUUACGGUCACUUUCCAAUCGUAAGUCAAGAUUACGCGAAAUUACGGAAAGAAGCUCAGCAUCGAGAUCCCUAUUACGUGAUAGCCGAAACCAGCAGAAGACCCACUACAAGGCAAUUCUUCGGUGCCACCCAAGCGCCGGUCUUCCAUAAGGAUUCAGAUGAAGAGAAACACGUUUUUCCGGAGAUCUACUAUGUUCCAACGAAAGUCGAGAAGUCCACGAGCAGUAAACCCAAGCAAUUCGAAACCACGAUUCGUCAUAAGAAAUUCACUAAUUAUAAAUCGAUAAAAGCGGAAAUGGAUUUGUUGGAUAGCAGAAUCAAUAGAAGGAUUGAUAACAGAUCGGAAGUCGAGACUACAACUUUUGAAGAGGAAGCGACUUAUACGACUGAUAGUCCAGAAACUACAACGUACUCGAACACGGAAGAAACGACGACCGGCGAUUAUGAAACAACGACGGACGUUCCAACAACGGAAAUUACCACCGAAGAAGUGACAACCUCAGAAACCAGUUCCAAAUUGAUCACGGUUUUGAAUACAACAGACUGCAUUCCUAAAGUUGAAGAAAUAACAACUGAAACAACUACAGAAGAUUUCACAACCACGGAAACGAUCGUCUUGGAGAGUAAGGUGAAAUUGGCGACUGUUAAUCCCAAGAAGGAAAACGACGUUAUAUCGAAUAGCACGAAAACUAAAGAUCAAGAUCUUGACUACGAUUUUGUUCCGCCGACUCUCCCACCAUCCUUGCCGAAUUUAAAGAUCAUUCCUUUCGUGGCCGAGGACGCAGUUGAUUCCAAAUUGGUGCAAGUAACAAGUAAGAACGUCUUCUCGCAAGACGGUUUUCCCUUCAACAAUCUGUUCUCGCCGCCGGCGAAGACCGAAGGUGGUUUCGUGCCUAAAGAACCUCCACUACUCGACGGAUUCUACGAAAACAAUUAUCAUUCUACAAAUAUUGGCACUAACGUUGCGACGACUCUGCCAGUACCAGCGAUCACGAAUCCACCCAAAUCAAACGAAAAUAAUUGUGUAGUCGAUGGAAAAGAGAUCAAGCAUGGAGAUGUCGUUACGCCCGAAGGCAGCUGCACGAUUUGCACCUGUUACUAUGGAAGCAUUGUAUACCACGAGCCUCAAUGCCCGAUCCCUAGAUCAGGAUGCAGGAAUUCCAAUACAAUUGAUAGAUCCACCUGUUGUCCGCAUCAAAUUUGCAAUGAUAAAGAGUCACCAACAGUAGUCCUCGAGGUUACUUCAAAGCCUCAAGACUCCAUAACGGUAGCUGAUAGUAUCUUGGCGCAAGACCCUUUCAGAGAUGUCAUAAGAACCGAGCCAGCUCCAAACCUUCAACUGUUAAUCGGAGAUAUGUCAAAUUUCUUGCUGAAACAAUCAACAACUUCUGCACCAUCUACUACAAUACCACCACCAACAUCGACAGCAUCUGAAGAACCUGAAUAUUUUUCGUUAAGUAAACUGUGGGAGAAUUUGUUCUCCUCUGAAGCGUCUACCACUGAAGAAUCUCCGAAAACAACAUCGACCACAAGCUUAAAUUUGGAGAUACGCACAGCCAAUCAUAAUAAUCUCUUGGAGACGCGCGAGAAUUUAGGUGACAAUAUCUUCAGAAAGCAGAACGGGCACGAUUCCGGCGUUGGACAUCUGAAACUCGCAGGUUGCAACAUCUACGGAAGGAUGUACAGGGUCGGAAGGAUAAUUUCCGAGCUGUCCGGGCCUUGCCAGGAAUGCAAGUGCACGGAAACUGGAGUCCACUGCGAGAAUCUGAAGUGCUGAAUGUGGUUGUUCGGCGAGCGACGCAAACGAUCUCAAAACAAAAAGAAGUUUGAUGAAAAUGAAUGUGUAUUUAUUAACGCGCCACUUUGAAUAGAAAAAAAUAAGAUUCAAAUCUUCGGCCGUUAGUUGAGACUGCUACCCCAUUUCCACUCUCCCCCCUCAUUCUCAUUCUAUAUAUAAAUAUAUAUUUAUUUAUAUAUGGAUUCAUC
Molecule: messenger RNA, 2834 nt
Organism: Nicrophorus vespilloides
Lineage: Eukaryota; Metazoa; Arthropoda; Insecta; Coleoptera; Silphidae
Product: mucin-5AC
Exons: 10
Coding region: 10-2625 (871 amino acids)
Molecular function (GO): protein binding
Source: RefSeq, a predicted model, not a curated record